Episyrphus balteatus (marmalade hoverfly) is the source of this 529-nucleotide messenger RNA. RefSeq names its product acyl-CoA-binding protein homolog (gene Acbp2). The coding region runs from base 121 to 384 and encodes 87 amino acids. Gene Ontology annotation, biological process: fatty acid metabolic process. The transcript has 3 exons. NCBI's taxonomy places the organism in Eukaryota, Metazoa, Arthropoda, Insecta, Diptera, Syrphidae. The record is from RefSeq and is a predicted model, not a curated record. Gene Ontology annotation, molecular function: long-chain fatty acyl-CoA binding.
CUCAAUUUAUAAUACUGUGAUUUUAAGCAACGAGUUAGUUCAGUUGAACAGACCGAUCGUUUCAGUUCGUUUAUUUUAAUUUUUUCUUCCCUCUCCAAAUAUUUUUUCAAGUCAACUACCAUGUCGCUCGACGAGAGAUUCAAUGCUGCCGCUGUUAAAGUAAAAACAUUCACAAAACGUCCAACCGACAGUGAACUCUUGCAGCUGUAUGCUCUGUUCAAGCAAGCUUCUAUUGGGGAUAAUAAUACAAGUAAACCAGGUAUGCUUGACUUGAAAGGUCGUGCCAAAUGGGAAUCAUGGAAUGACUUAAAGGGCAAGGCCCAAGAUGCCGCUAAAGAAGAAUACAUUGCUUUGGUUGAGAGUCUCAGCCAAAAGUACUUGUAAACUUGACUGAACUACCAAAUAAAAAUAUUUUUUUUUUCCUCUUUAACUUUACUUAUUUUUUUGAUGACAAUUAAUUGUAACUAAUUUUUUUUUCUUUUGUAGUGAGUUUUGAAUAAAAAUGAAUGAAAAUACGUAUCUUCCAUAA